Messenger RNA from Rhizoctonia solani, 687 nucleotides. RefSeq lists its product as uncharacterized. Lineage: Eukaryota; Fungi; Basidiomycota; Agaricomycetes; Cantharellales; Ceratobasidiaceae. The record is from RefSeq and is a predicted model, not a curated record. The transcript has 2 exons. The coding region runs from base 1 to 687 and encodes 228 amino acids.
AUGCCCGUCCCGACCUCCAAGUCUAUCCACCGCGCUCAUGUCCCAACUCAACUUGUGCUUGCGCCCCGUGCGCUGAGCGACCACUCGGACUCGAGCAAGAACACGGGAAAGUCCGUGCACUUUGAUACCCAACCGCACCCGCUCGUAUGCCCUGUGCUCGAGCCCACGGCCAAGCGGAUCGUAUGGGACAUCCGGUUCCGCCCUGGCAAGGCCAAGAUGAAUCUGGCCGGAUAUCCCCACGCAAGUGACUCGGAGCUGAACAAGCCUGCGGUUACUCCCCCUGUUACCCGUCUCCGCCUCGUCUCCAAGCUCCAUCCCUGGGUCGCUAUUGCGAAGAACCCACACGGUGUAACAGUUGGAAAUGUCCUCGACAUCAUCUAUGCUACUCUCCAAGAGCCCAUAUGCGAGGCAGAAUGGUGGAUUGUAUCGAGCAAGGAGCGAGCUCGUGUCGGCCGUAUCUUUGAGCGCGAGUGCGCACGGGGUCCUGGCACCACUGGCCGCCGCUCCCAAACCGACGGAGUCCGUCGAGUCGACUGGGUCGGCGACGAGACUACUUUCCUCGGACUCGAGAAGGACGAGGACUUUAUCCGACACAGAAUCCAGGACCCCCGCUACCGCGAAGAGACCUGGGUCGUCGCACUCGGUGCCAAUUCGAACAUCAACCGCAGUGCUCCCCGCAUCCGCUAA